CGUGCGCUUCUUUUUCUGUUUAGUCCUUUUUCUCAAGGCAAAAUGUCUACUAUUAGUUUUGGAUUUGUUGAAUUUGAGGAACCUUUCCGCCUGGUCUCCCAUUUAUUUCCUGACAAAGUUGGUGGUCGUCCUGCUUGGCUUGCAUUAACCGGCUUACCUCAAAAUACUCAGUGUGCUCAAUGUCAACUUCCCAUGGCCUUCCUCCUACAAUUAUAUUCGCCUCUUGACGAACGGAAAGACUGCUUUCAUCGUACGCUAUUUGUGUUUAUGUGCAAAAAUGGAAGCUGUUUUCUGCCAUCUAACAGACACAAUCCCCCGCCAUUCAGAGUUUAUCGAUCACAACUUCCAAGAAAUAAUCGAUUUUAUAGUUCAAAUCCACCGUCCGAUUUAGAUAAUUUAACGGAAAAGGGUAUGGUUGAUACGCUUCGCUCUUGCAGAGCUCCCACAGCUGGAGUUCUUGUAAAUCUUUGUCCUAUUUGUGGAUGCCCUGGAACAAAAUGCUGUAUACUUUGCAAGAAGGCCUACUAUUGUUCCAAAGAGCAUCAGACUAUUCACUGGAAACAAAGUCACAAGACCAAGUGCCCCCAAUUCGACUAUCUAAAUGAGAUGUUUCUCUCGAACUCUUUUCUUCUCCCCGAGUUUCUUCUUUCCUCUACUACACUUGAUAAAGACCCAGAGGAUAACACGAGCAUGGGCGACGACUUUGAAGAAUCAGACUUCGAACCAAAUGCAGAUGAUGACGGAGAAGAAUUAAAGGCUUUAGAAGAAGUUGCCCGCAAGGAGACUAGGGAAGAACUCUUUUUCAAUCGAUUUAAGGAGGUCCUUAAAAAAGAACCUGAUCAAGUUAUUCGUUUUGAACGUGGAGGCACACCACUUUGGGCCUCUCCCAACCCCAUUACACCACCAAACUGCUUAAAGUGUGGUGGCAAGAGAACCUUUGAGUUUCAGAUAACGCCUCAAUUGCUUCUUCAUUUGAAAUUGGAUAGAGUUGGUGAGGCUUCUCCAGAUUUUGCCUCGGUAUACGUCUUUACCUGCGAGAAUUCCUGUCCUCUUGGUCCUUCGGACAAAGGUGAUGAAAAUUCCUUGCCAAAUUAUGUCGAAGAAUUUGUCGCUUUCGAUACGGUUCCUUGA
Messenger RNA from Rodentolepis nana, 1131 nucleotides. The record is from the annotation of a GenBank genome assembly. NCBI's taxonomy places the organism in Eukaryota, Metazoa, Platyhelminthes, Cestoda, Cyclophyllidea, Hymenolepididae.